AUGUUGCUUGCACCGCGUACAAACCUGCUACGUAGAGCACCUGUGCUGACCACAUUCCGCAAUCCCACCUUCCUCCCUCCCCCAUGUACUGCUAGUCCACCCCGACACUCCCACAGCCACCAUCGACUCAUGCUUGACUCCAUGCUCGCCUCCACUGCCCUUUCCCCCACCCCCCAAACCCCACGUCCCGCCCACCCCAGGUACUCCGAGUCCACCCGGACACUCCCACAGCCACCAUCGACUCAUGCUCGCCUGUCCCGUCCCUCUCAUCACCUACCCAGUGCCUCCUUUUCCCCCACCCCCACCACCCUCCCGUCCACCCCAGAGACCCCCACGGCCACCAUCGACCUCAUGCUCCACUCCAUGCUCGCCUCGCCCCUCACCUUGUCUGUCCCCAUUCGCUCCCUCAUCCCUCCCUUCCAGGUGCUACGAGUCCACCCCGAGACCCCCACUGCCACCAUCGACCUCAUGCUUGACUCCAUGCUCGCCUCGCCGCCCCAAGAAGGCUUCACCGUCUCUGCCCUCACGGUCAGGGCGGAAGUUUUGGAGGCUGCCCGGGACACGCUGCUGGACCUGGAGCUCCGGGCAGAGUAUGAUGAGGACCUGAAGGCAGCAGGAGUGGAGCAGCAGCAGGGGUUGGGAGGUGUGGGGAGGGGUGGAGGGGAGUAUGGCGGCGAGACUGCGAUCAUGGUUGAUGUUCCCAUGAGCCGGGUCCCUGGCGUGUUGUGCCUGUUACAAGAAGCCGGCCGCUCUGCUGACGUGGCAGAGGCGGGCCUCGACCUUCUCUCCCGCCCAGAUGGCGACACAGCUUUCCGUGCUGACGUGGCACUCGCCACAGCGUUGGCGUACUCAGACCUAUCGCGCGACGCCAUGUCAGCAGACCCCCCUGCAGUGGCACAGGGCUGCGAGCUGCUGGAAGCUGCGCUGAAGCUUCUGCAGGACGAGGGGGGUCCAGGCCUGGCGCCGUCCCUGCAGGCGGCAAUAGAGGACUCGCUGAGGGAGAUGGGCCCCACAUGCGUGCUGGAGCUGCUCGCACUGCCGCUGGACAAGGAGCACGAGGAGGCCCGGAGCGAGGGCAUACAGGCUAUGAGCGACCUGCUCUGGUCGCAGACUUCAUACAGCACACUCACAGUCUCCUCCCAGGGCGGCUUCUCCCGCCAUGUGUUCAUGCGGGAGGCCUUCCUGCGCCUCACCACCUCCGAGCUCAUCGCCCACUUCGCUGCCGCCCCGCCGCACGUCGACGCCGGCAUCCUCGAGGCCUACUGGGUCGCGCUCGCCUUCGCUUUCAAAGGGGUUCCAGCUCACCACUUUCCUCCCACCCCCCGCUCCCCCCUCCCUCCCUCCCAGGCAAUGAGGGACCUGCUCUGGUCGCAGAACCCUGACGGAGCACUGUCCUUCUCUUCCCAGGGCGGUUUCUCCCGCCAUGUGUUCAUGCGGGAGGCCUUCCUCCGUCUCACCACCUCGGAGCUCAUCGCCCACUUCGCCGCCGCCCCGCCGCACGUCGACGCCGGCAUCCUCGAGGCCUACUGGGUGGCUCUCGCCUUUGCCGGCCGGGGCUUCUUCCUGCGCCGUCCGGCCGACAUCGUCCAGUCUGACGCGCUGCUGAAAGAGUUAAACGAGUCCACCGCGUACCGGUUGUUGGUUAACGUGAGCACGGGUGGCGGGAUGGUGGAGGCGGGCGGCGGAGUGGCGGGGACUGGUGGUGUGGCCGGAUUGGCCGGUGCGGGAGAGGGUGGGGGAGCAGGCGAAGCAGGAGUGAUUGCAGGAAGAGCAGGAGGAGGAGGAGCGGGGGCAGGAGCGGGAGAUCGGGGGCAAGGGGGAGGAGCAGGGAGUGCAAUGGCGAUGGUGGCGGGGACGGACGUGCCAGCGGAUCUGUCAGUAGAGAGGGCCAUGUGCGCGCUGCUGCUGGGGCAGGUGGGCGCGUGCAAGCGAUGGCUGGGCGUGCAUGUGACCCCUCCCUGUGGCGACCUUGCUGUCGCCGAGUAUAUCUAUGCCAACUCGCCUAACGCGCCACCGGUUGACUCGUGGGAGGUCGUAGCCAUGCGGUUCAGAGACACGUCCCACCUCCCUGUUGCUCUCUCUGAGUACUUUGAUCAUCCCGCUGUGGGGAGUUUCCUGGACGCGUGGGAUCAGGCGCAGGGUGGGGGGGGAGGGGGAGGAGGGAAGGUGGGGGAGACUGGGAGAGGGGAGGGGGGCGGGAUGCGGAAUGCUGCUAUGGAGGUGAUUAGAGGGGUGUUUCCGUGGAUGCAGGGAGGGGGUGAUGCAGCAGGGGCAGCAGCAGCAGCAGCAGCAGCAGCAGCAGCAGCAGCAGGAGCCGCAGCUGAAAAUCCUUUCAUCUUAUCCGCAUCAGCCACCACCACCACCACCUCCUCCCCGUCCCCACCCUUGCCCACCGAUUCGUUACAAGACGACUCGUUACAAGACCCGUCCUCGUCGCUCGCCCCAGCAGAGCUCGCGCGAUCGCGCACCAGACGAGAGCUGUUCGGCCCCUCGCCCCUCCUCGACCCCCAAGGCUCGCCCAUCCCCCUCCGCACCGCCCAACCGGAAUCCCUCCCCACCUUGGGAAUACCUGAAACCGAACCUGGGAGCACCAGCAGCAGCAGUGGCAGGGGUAGAUUUGGUGGGAAGGUGGGGAUGAUGGUGGCGGGGGUGGUGGCGGCGGCGGUGGUGGCGGGGGGAGGGUUCAUGGCAUGGCGCAUGCGGUCGGGCCGCUUUGGGCCGUCGCUGCUGGGAGUGGAAGCGGCGAUGGUGGGACAGCAGGGCAAGGAGCAGGCUGCGGCUUCUGGUGAGUGCAGAGGCUGUUUCAGGCAAGGUGGUGGCGGGGGGAGGGUUCAUGGCGUGGCGCAUGCGAUCGGGGCGGUUUGGACCGUCGCUGCUAGGCGUGGAAGCGGCGAUGGUGGGGCAGCAGGCCAAGGAGCAGACGACUUCUGGUGA
This is a messenger RNA of Closterium sp. Naga37s-1, 2934 nucleotides long. The record is from the annotation of a GenBank genome assembly. NCBI's taxonomy places the organism in Eukaryota, Viridiplantae, Streptophyta, Zygnematophyceae, Desmidiales, Closteriaceae.